GACCAAUCCACACAGUCACACACCCUCCCUCUCUCCCGCUCCCCUUUGACCGCCACCGGUCGAAUACUUGCUCGGCGGCGGGCAAGGAACUCGUGGGGAUUGGAAGAGGUUGCAAUUGUGGCUGAUGGAUCCCGUGGCGGCGGCAGCGCAAGGCGGCGGGCACCACUUCGCGCCGCCGGCGCUGUUCCACCCGUUCGGUCACUUACCGGGGCAGCACCCGGCGUUCCAGCAUUUCCAGGAGCAGCACCAGCAGCUGAUGAGCGGAGGAGGCCUGCCGGCGAAGGAGGAGUUCGUUGACGACAGCAACGCCAUCAACAGCGCGGGGAGCAACGGCAGCGGCGAGGGCGGAGGCUCGGAGCAGCAUGCCGGAGCGGGACUGGGAGGACGGCAGGGGCAGGCGGCGGGGGAGGAGCAGCCGCAGAUGGUGAUGCGGCGGCCCAGGGGUCGCCCGGCGGGGUCCAAGAACAAGCCCAAGCCGCCGGUGAUCAUCACGCGGGACAGCGCGAGCGCGCUGCGCGCGCAAGUCCUCGAGAUCGCCGCGGGCUGCGACGUCGUCGACAGCGUCGCGGGGUUCGCGCGCAGGCGCCAGGUCGGCGUCUGCGUGCUCAGCGGCGCCGGCGCCGUCGCCAACGUCUCCAUCCGGCAGCCCAGCGCGGGCCCCGGCGCCGUCGUCAACCUCGCCGGCCGCUUCGAGAUCCUCUCGCUCUGUGGCUCCUUCCUCCCGCCGCCGGCCCCUCCGUCCGCCACCGGACUCACGGUCUACCUAUCCGGUGGCCAGGGCCAAAUCGUCGGCGGCACGGUCGCCGGCGCGCUCGUUGCCUCCGGGCCCGUCGUCAUAGUGGCCGCCUGCUUCGGCAACGCCGCCUACGAGCGCCUCCCGCUCGACGACGACGAGCCGCACCAUCCACAGCCGCAGGGCCUGGGCGGGCAGUCCUCCCCGCCUCCACCACUGCCAUUGGCGGCACACCCUCACCAGCAGCCAUCUCUCGCUGACCAGCUCCCCCACAACCUCAUGAACGGCCUCCAGCUCCCCGGCAACGCGUACGGGUGGGCCGGCCCCGGCAGCGGCGCCGGCCGCGUGGCGCCGUACUGAUCAAUGGACAUGGAAGGAAACAAGCAAGCAAGCGCGCGGCCAUCGCCAUGCAGCAUGGUUGAAUCGAUCGAAGCUAAGAGUUUAUUAAUCUCCCUCGCCUCUGCUAUAAUUACCCUCUUCUUGUGCUGUUUCCGUGGUGUAACGAAUCUGCCUUGCAAGUCGCAAGGGGAUCGAUGGAUGGUCAAUUACUGCUGUAGUAGAGUAAUUCUCUUAGUGCUUGGUACUGUUAAGCGGUGGUUAAUUUUCUUUCACUAUUACCUCUAAGCAAUGCAUGCAUCUUUAGGAGAGGAGAUUAGUAGUAGUACCAGCAGAAGUAAUGAAGCUUUUAUAAAUUAAUUAAUUGAUUAAUAUGUCUCUAUCAGUCUUUCUCUUUGUCUCAAUCGAUCGAGAGUUUUAAUCUGGACAAAAAUCAAAUGGAACCUGCUGCAUGCGUAUUUUAUGGAGAAUGAUGGGCGAGUUCGUUGUGGUUCUCUUGGCGUUGUUCAAUUCAUACCGUGCAGGCAGAUGCGUCAAAGGCAGUGCAGUGGAUGGAUGGACGUACGGGUGUUGCCUGGUAUCACAUGAGCAACCACUUCACUAACGAACGAGACGACCUCGCUCCGGCCGGCCGGCCGGCGCCUCUGUUCUCGUCCGGUUUGGCUCUUAUGUUCUCGUCCGGUUUGGCUCUUAUGGAGAAGCAGCUAGCACACAACCAUUUCAACGCACACUACAACACCAGCUAUAUUUUAUGUUGUCUCAACUGUGAAACCGGAUCGGAGGUUCAUAAUUGUUGUGAUCUUGUUCGCAACCUAGA
Phragmites australis (common reed) is the source of this 1886-nucleotide messenger RNA. RefSeq names its product AT-hook motif nuclear-localized protein 24-like. The coding region runs from base 125 to 1093 and encodes 322 amino acids. Gene Ontology annotation, cellular component: nucleus. The transcript has a single exon. Gene Ontology annotation, molecular function: DNA-binding transcription factor activity; minor groove of adenine-thymine-rich DNA binding. The record is from RefSeq and is a predicted model, not a curated record. Gene Ontology annotation, biological process: vegetative to reproductive phase transition of meristem. Lineage: Eukaryota; Viridiplantae; Streptophyta; Magnoliopsida; Poales; Poaceae.